Gracilinanus agilis (Agile Gracile Mouse Opossum) is the source of this 1657-nucleotide messenger RNA. RefSeq names its product ADP-ribosylserine hydrolase (gene ADPRS). Gene Ontology annotation, cellular component: mitochondrion; nucleus. NCBI's taxonomy places the organism in Eukaryota, Metazoa, Chordata, Mammalia, Didelphimorphia, Didelphidae. The record is from RefSeq and is a predicted model, not a curated record.
AUGGAGGUGAAAGGAGGUGGGCGUGCCGGCACUCCCGGAAGUGGAGGCAGAUUGGGGCGAUUGAUGGCGGCUGUGAUGGCGGCGGUGACAGGCGGCGCAGCGGCCGGAGCGGCUCGUUCCCUAUCACGGUUCCGGGGCUGCCUGGCCGGGGCGCUCCUCGGGGACUGUGUGGGGGCCGUCUACGAGGCUCACGACGACGUUACCACGGCGUCACUGCUGAGUCACGUGGGCAGCCUGGAGCCCGAACCUGGAGCGAAGGGGAGCGCGCGCACAGAGGCCCUGUACUACACAGAUGACACUGCUAUGACCAGAGCCCUGGUGCAGUCCCUGCUGGCCAAGGAGGCCUUCGAUGAGGUGGACAUGGCCAAGAGGUUUGCCCAGGAGUACAAGAAAGAUCCUGAUCGAGGCUAUGGUGCUGCAGUGAUUACUGUGUUCAAAAAGCUGCUGAACCCCAAAUGCAUAGACGUCUUUGAGCCAGCUCGGGCUCAGUUCAAUGGGAAGGGUUCCUAUGGCAAUGGGGGUGCCAUGCGGGUGGCUGGCAUCUCCUUGGCCUACAGUAACACCAAAGAUGUUCAGAAGUUUGCCCGGCUCUCAGCCCAACUCACCCACGCCUCCUCGCUGGGCUACAAUGGUGCCAUCCUGCAGGCUCUGGCUGUGCACCUGGCCCUUCAAGGAGAAUCGUCCCGGGAGCAAUUUCUCCAACAGCUUUUGGACCACAUGGAAGAGGUGGAGAAUGAUGACCGGUCUCUAUCGGAAGCGAGGGAGCUGGGCAUGGAAGAUCGGCCGUACUCGAACAAACUGAAGAAGAUCGGGGAGUUCUUGGAGCAGGGCUUAAUGACCAAGGAGGAAGUCUUGUCUGAGCUUGCCUCCAGAGGACGCUCAUCUACUCCAUCUCCCUGGGGGGGGACACCGACACUAUCGCCACUAUGGCCGGGGCCAUUGCUGGGGCCUACUAUGGCAUGGAGCAGGUUCCAGAGAGCUGGCAGCAAAGCUGUGAGGGCUACGAAGAGACUGAUGUGCUGGCCCGGAACCUGCAUCAGCUCUUCAGCAAGGACCUGUGAGGGUUGUUGCCGGUGUACAUUCAGGUAGCAGCACUUGGCUGGGAGCAAGCCUUGGGGCCUCCUGUGCUUACAGGCCUGCCUCCUGAAGUAUGGGGCCUUGUGUGGUGAAUGAGAAUGGGGGAUGGGAAGAGGGAUCCUGUAUUUCAUUGGUGAGUGGUAUAGGUAUGGCCCUCUGGUAUGGCCACAUACGGUAUGGCCCGUACGAUGGUGGGACCUCCAGAUCCCCAGAGCUAGAUCCUCAGGCCUCACAGGAGACCUACGUGACUAAGGCAGAAACAGGUCUGAACUGAAAAGAGAAAUUCCUGACUCUUGGCAGGGAUGGAAGAUAAUUGAAACCAUGGGUCUGGUGAGGUAGAUGUGGUCUCUGGAAUCCUAUUCCUUAGUCUCAGUAGGUUUGCUUUCCUGGACUGGCCAAGCCUGACUCACUGCCCAGAGACCUUAAAAGUCUUGAAGUUGUUAGUUUGGGGAACUCUUGGACCCCAAAGAAGACCUCUUUGCCUGGUUGAGGUAACAGCUCUAUUAGGGUGGGCACCCACUAUGGCUUCCUCUGGAUAUCAUGCAGCCUCCCAAUAAAGUUACUGGCAGACUUUUCUACA